AACAUCAGCAAGGCGUACGACAGCUUCAACGUCUGGGACCUGCACACCGUCGACAACGGCGUCAUCGACAACAUCUUUCCGCUGCUGGAGUCGUCUCGGGAGGGGCGGUGGGAUCUCCUGAUUGGGCACUGCUUGGGCGUGGACCAUGCGGGACAUCGAUACGGCCCUGAUCACGCCGCCAUGACGGCCAAGCUGCAGCAGAUGAACGAGUUUAUCACCAAGGUGGCGGCGUCUAUCGACGACGACACGCUGCUGGUUGUCAUGGGCGAUCACGGCAUGGACGGAAAGGGGGAUCACGGGGGAGAGAGCGACGAUGAGGUCGAGGCCGCUUUGUGGAUGUACUCGAAGCGACCCUUUUUCGGGAGGACAUCUCCUGAAUCUGCCGUUCCGCCGGCGAACGCCAAGAUCCGACCCGUCAACCAGAUCGAUCUGGUGCCGACCCUUGCGCUACUGCUGGGCAUCCCCAUCCCGUUCAACAACCUCGGCAAGCCCAUCGAGGAGGCCUUUGCGGGACGGAAGGGCAACGACUGGGCCAAUCUCGCUGCCGUUUCGCGACUUGCGGCCGCCGGAAUCGAGAGGUACCGGCAGGCGUACUUCAAGGCCCGCGGAAUCUCGCAGACGGAGGAACCAGGCUCUCCCGCUGCCCUGUGGACGCAGGCCAAUGCUGCUGGGCUGAGCGCCAAGGACGCCUACCAUGCGCUGACGGAGUUUGAGAUGGAGACGCUACAGGUGUACAAGAGGCUGUGGGCUCGGUUCGACGUUCCGCGGAUGGUCGCGGGCGUGUUCGUCACCGCCGUCGGCCUUGUGAUGCUGGUCAUGUAUGCGGCGAGGCCUGCAGACGACGAGUUUGUCGUGGCCAACGAUGCCGAGCUCGACUAUGCCGAGAGGCGGCUGGAGCUUAUGAACCUCAAGCACGAGGACGAGGAGGUGCAUCCGGACCAGCAGUUUCACCGGAACCUCGUGGGCGGCCUGGCGGACGCGCGGGUGCUGUUCGUCGUCGGCGUGCUGAUUGCCGUGGCCUUGUACCGCAAGCAGCCGCUCGACGGCCUCGCCGCCCUGGUCGUGACGUUGCUGAUUACGGGCGUCAUUUCUGCGCUGUCCGCCUCUGGCAAGACACUGCUCAACGCCCUUCCGCGCACCUUCUGGGGCUGGCUGUCUGUUGUUCUCACGCUGAGCCACUCCAUCGGCUUUGCCUCCAACUCGUACACCAUCUGGGAAGACUCCAUCCUCCUCUUCUUCAUCGCCACGUUUGGGCUCGCCGCGCUCGUGUCCUCGCUGCGCAUCGAGUCCAAGGUGGACCGCACAAUGGCCAUCUACCACACCGUCACCUUCAUCAUCCUCGGCCGGCUGGCGUCGUACUCGAAGCUCUGCCGCGAGGAGCAGAUGCCGUACUGCACAUCGACAUACUACGCGUCCGUCACGUCGUCCACGUCGGCGCCCUGGCAGCUGGUCAUCCCCUUUGCCGUCUUCAUCGUCCUCCCCGACGUCAUCAGGGCGUUCCUUAUGCCGUCCAAGUCGUACGAGGGCCUCGCCCCGACGUGGAUCGGCUACUUCUUCCGCGGCGGCCUCUUCCUCUCCGCCCUCUACUGGACCAUUGACGCCGCCAGCAACGGUGGCUGGCUCGCCGACCGGGUCUCCGAGGGCACCCUCAAGGCCGCCGGCGUGUACCUCGCCCAGAUCGUCCUCGCCCUCUCCCUCAUCGCGGGCUCGACCUCGUUCGCGUGGGCCCCGCCCAACAUCUCCAUCCUCUCGACGACGGCCAAGUCGGGCCAGCUCGUCACCAUCCUGGGCUACGGCAACGCCAUGGGCGCCCGCUACCUCUUCCUCCCGCUCAACCUCCUCGCGGCCUGCAUCCUCGUCACCAAGCCCAUGGGCUCCGGCGCCCUCGCCCUCAUGAUGUGGCAGGUCCUGUGCCUCGCCGAAAUCAUCGACCUCAACCGCCUCCGCGGCGAGGCCAUCGGCCCUGUCAUGCUCGCCGUCCUCGGCAGCUUCUACUUCUUCAAGACGGGCCACCAGGCCGUCCUCUCCAGCAUCCAGUGGGACAGCGCCUUCAUCCCGCUCUUCUCCAUCCGCUACCCCUGGUCGCCGCUCGUCGUCGCGCUCAACACCUUUGCGGGCCAGAUCCUCGCCGCCGCAUCCGUGCCCCUGCUCGUCCUCUGGAAGGUCGGCCCCAAGCAGCGCGGCCUGCUCGAGACGACUGCGCGCGCCCUGGCCGUUUUCGUGGCUUAUUAUGCCGUCGAGGCGCUGGCUACGAUGAGUUGGGCGGGGUGGCUGAGGCGGCAUUUGAUG
This is a messenger RNA of Trichoderma citrinoviride, 2289 nucleotides long. RefSeq lists its product as hypothetical. The record is from RefSeq and is a predicted model, not a curated record. Gene Ontology annotation, biological process: GPI anchor biosynthetic process. Gene Ontology annotation, cellular component: endoplasmic reticulum membrane. Gene Ontology annotation, molecular function: mannose-ethanolamine phosphotransferase activity. Lineage: Eukaryota; Fungi; Ascomycota; Sordariomycetes; Hypocreales; Hypocreaceae. The annotation marks the transcript as partial. The transcript has a single exon.